AUGCGCACACCCACCAUGGGAACUGCGCGUGCUCCAUUGCGUGUUCCGCAGCGUGCCUAUUCUGCUCAGCCAGGCCGGUGGGAUCCGCACGUCACAAAGGUCAAGUUUCCCAUACCUCAGCUUCCCAACUACAAGCCGUACUUUAUUCUUGCAGGCCUGUCGAUGGCCGCAUUUUGGUACAUAUUCUCGGCAUACUUGAACAAUAAAGAGCGCGUUGGCUCCUCGGUGCUGCGCAUGGUCUCGCACCGAGUAAAGGAUGCACCGGAAGUGCACGCGCUGCUUGGCGAGCCCGUGAACCUAAAACGCGCAAGUUUCGGGGACCCAUGGAUCGAAGGAAUUGUACGUUUCAACGGUGUCUUACGCUAG
Molecule: messenger RNA, 366 nt
Organism: Malassezia vespertilionis
Lineage: Eukaryota; Fungi; Basidiomycota; Malasseziomycetes; Malasseziales; Malasseziaceae
Gene: COA1
Product: cytochrome oxidase assembly protein 1
Exons: 2
Coding region: 1-366 (121 amino acids)
Source: RefSeq, a predicted model, not a curated record